CAUCUGCAUCCGCACUUGAACAGCCGCCCGCAUCUGCAUCUGCGUCUGCAUCUGCGCUGGCACAAGCAUUGCACCGCAUCCCAAUGGAGUCGCUCAAGCUGUGGUGGAACUCGCUGCCGUAUCUGCACCCCGAGGUGCUGCCCCCAAGCACGCCUUUCACUGCUCCGGGCGCCAGCAGCUCCCCACUGCCCAUCCUCUAUGUCUAUCCAGCACAAAAACACCACAUCACCUCGAUCGACGUCGAAUGUGUGCGAAUACAGGCGUUUCUGUCCUUCUACGGAUUCAACCAUGCCGUUCGAGAGACCUGCAAUCCAGAAAUGUCUCCAUCAGGCCAGCUUCCGUUCCUGGUGACGCUCGACAACAGAGUGCUCGCCGGGCGGCAGAUCGUCGACGAAGUCGCAAAGAAUUUCCCUGAACUGCAUGUCAAACCCGAUCUCGACACCAUGGCCUUCUCGAGCCUUGCCGACUCUCGCCUCAAGCUUGCGCUGACCCACAGCCUUUGGUACGACAUCAAGAUUGCCGAGAAGCUGCUGCAUUGCAGGUUCAGUCAAUUGGCUUGGCCGCUUGGGCCUGUGGUUCUGCGGAUCAAGCGGUCCGAGGAGCUCGCCUGGAUGCUGAAUCGCAAGCCAGUCUUGUAUCGAGAUGAGAUUUACCGCGAAGCCGAGCAGGCGCUCUCGGCGCUCUCUGUCAAGCUCGGUCAGCACUCGUACUUUGGCGGCGUCAGGCCGUCGUAUCUGGACGCCACAGUGUUUGCAUAUCUGCACAUUAUCCUCUCGUUGCUGGCUGGCUCGGACGAGACCGAGCUCCGAAAGCUGGUUCUGCGCCACGAAAACCUCGUGCAGUAUGCAAAGCGGAUCUGGUCCACCUGGUUUGCAACCACACCGAAGCGCAACGAGACGAGCGGGGAUGCAUAGAUGCCGCAACAACGACCGAGCCGCUUUAGCACCGACAGACCAAGAAGCCGGAGCAAGCGACAAGGCACCCACCCACCCGCUCGCUCACCACCACCCCCUCGCCCAAGCCUCAUUGCGCUUGAUGAAAUACAUCGACCCCGCAUACAGCGUUCCUAAAACGGAACGGGAUUCCCUGUUUUGAGCCAGGGGUGCCGCUUGAUUCUGGGUCCUGAUUACAUCUUUCCAUCGCUGCACUGCAGGUCGACUGUGGGGACCAGGGAGCGACUGGA
Molecule: messenger RNA, 1183 nt
Organism: Polychytrium aggregatum
Lineage: Eukaryota; Fungi; Chytridiomycota; Chytridiomycetes; Polychytriales
Exons: 7
Coding region: 84-914 (276 amino acids)
Biological process (GO): mitochondrion organization
Cellular component (GO): SAM complex
Source: RefSeq, a predicted model, not a curated record